UGUUUGGAUAAGUUGAUAGAUCAUGGUUUGAUAGGACUGAAAUCUCUGGACGGAAAGUUUUUAAAAUUAUGAUUUCUCCUUGUUUACGUGUGUCUUUUGUGUAAAUAAUUGAGUACAGGAUGGUCAGACUUUGCCUACAUCUGCUGAUGUUGGUUUCGCUGAUAUCCCUCCGUGAAGUGGCUUGUAGGACGGAUACUUUGGACGAUUACUGCUCCAAGAAACUUCCCGAGACCAAACGAAAAACCAAUCUAAAGACCAGUGUGCUAGAGAUCCUUAGGUUCUGCAGUGACGUGGAUAUAUACAGCGACUGUAUCUUGAGAGCCAGGAGAGAUGACUAUGAUAAGCAAGGGUUCGCCGUCAAACUCUUUGAAAAACAGUUCCCGUCGGAAUACGAUCUGAAGCGCGCCGCCUACAUGUAUUGUACUGGGAGUGUCAAGGAUUUGUAUGGCGUCAUCAUGCUGGACCAAAAGGUAUUUGAGGACUGUGAGAAGGCCGCCAACACGGACAAGUGUGAGCAGGACGCCACGUCAUCAGAGAAGCUCAGCGAGCUGCAAGCCGCGUACAGGGCCAACAACCAGGGCGACAUCACCAAGCAUUCGUGCAGGUUGUCUGUCAACUACAUGAAAUGUAUCCAGGCCGAGUACACCAAAUGUAACUCCACUUUCGAGUCGUUUUUCCUCUACAAGUUUGCCCGCCUUGGACCGUCCUGCCUGCUGGAACACAAAGUCUGGAACAAGGUCAUCCUCAACGACGACUGCAGGAAGUUAAAUACCAGUGGCCAGAGUGGUGUGAGGGCUGGAGUCUGCUUCGUUAUCCUCCUGUCGCUUUUAGCGUCUGCUAAAUCAUUGUUGCAUCCCUUUUAACGUCUGCUAAAUCAUUGUUGCAUCCCUUUUAACGUCUGUCGUGGCAAUGUCGCAUCGCGUUUUUACAAGUUCAACAUCAAGACAGUCUGAGAUCAAAUUAAAAGUUCUAACCAACAAUUUGUGGGCUAACAUUGAAACUAACCAACAAUUAUUUGUGAUCUAACAUUGAAACUAACCAACAUAAAUGUGGGCUAACAUUAAAAUUCAAACCAACAAUUUGUGGGCUAACAUUAAAAUUAUAACCAACUAUUUUUGGAAUAACAUUAAAAUUCAAAACAACAAUUUUUGGGCUAACAUUAAAAUUCUAACCAACAAUAUGUGGGCUAACAUUAAAAUUCCUGGGAACAUUUUCUCAGUUAAAUUUUAAACCUCAGGCGACUGUUUUCUGAGUUAAAGAUUUAUUUGUUUUGGAUACUUAUGAGAACCUAAUUGAUAACAUUAUUCUUUUAUUUUUUGCCAAAAAUUGGAGGCCUCAUAGAUUUUGUAGGCUAACAUUUGAAAACCUUAGAACGAUUUUUUUCGGGCUUAUAUUCAGAAGCUGACAGUGUUCUGAAUUACAUUUAAAAUGUGAUGAGUUCUAUAUAUAUUUUUUCAAAAUAGGGAUGUAUGAUCACAUAUCGCUCAGCUGAGUGAAGUGUGAAGAAUAACAUGUUUGUGUGUGAUUGUUUGAAAUACUGUUUAUUUGGCAUAUUUUCUUUAUAAAAUUAUAAUGUUCAUUUAUCAAAUUAAAUAUGUGUAGUAUUCAAGGCUUCAUAAAUAUGAAAUUAAUUUAAUAAAUGAUAAAAUUAUAUAUAUUUGAUACAUUGUGUUGCGUAAAUAAAUUGAUACAUUGCAUUUUGUUGAUUUUAAUGUGUUGUUUGCUAAAAAGCUGAAGCAAACAUUAAAACGAAUAUCUCAAGAAAUUAAAUUUUCAACUAUCUUUUUUUAAAGUAAUUUUUAAUGUGUCUCCACUGUUAAAAAUCAUCGUGAUGGUA
Messenger RNA from Physella acuta, 1837 nucleotides. RefSeq lists its product as uncharacterized. The record is from RefSeq and is a predicted model, not a curated record. Lineage: Eukaryota; Metazoa; Mollusca; Gastropoda; Physidae.